AUGGAGGUAGUAGAGGUUGAAGGCACUAAAAUAGCCCCCGAAGAAGUUUCCGUUGAAGCAGGGUGGCUUGUCAGCCACUGUAAGCAACGACAGACUACGGAGGCAUCAUCCCAACUCAUACACGGAUCCCUCCGUGCAACAGCAAGCGCACGCACCGAGAGUACCGAGCAGCCCGCACUACGCCGACGCGUACCACGGCAACCACGACUUCCGAAGAAUGAUAUCAAGAUCGUCAUACGCCCAAGAGACGGUUUCAACGUGUCCAAACUAGGAGACGCCCAGAUACGCGACUCAAUACUACAGAUCACGGGCAUUACAACCAAAGAAGCAGAGGACAACAUUUACCGCUCUUGCACGGAUAAUAAUGUCAUUGUAGUUAGCACGCCAAUGAAGUCUAAUGCCGAAAAAUACUGUCGCAUCCGCAGUCUCCCCAUCGGAGCAGUCCGCUACGCUGUCACAGCAUACGUCACACCGCCGGAGGACACAGCCAAAGGAGUCAUACAUAACAUCCCUUCAUAUGACACGGAAGAAGACAUUACCAACAGUCUCAUUUACAAGAAGAACCCUACGAUUCUGCAGGCCCGACGCAUGGGCAAGACCAAUUCAGUGCUCAUCGUAUUCGACGGAAAGCAAGUACCGUACCAUGUCUACUACCGCGGAGCAGAAUACAAAUGCUAUCUACAUAAGAAGCGCAUCGAGGUCUGCGACAUCUGCGGGACCGUCGGCCACAGGGCCGAUGUAUGCCCCACUCCAACCCAGAAGAAAUGCAAGAGCUGUGACACAGUAAAUCCACCGGAUGAUCACCCCUGUCACCCUUGCUGCGCGCUCUGCGGCAAAGACCACCCGACUGGUGAUAAGUCCUGCCAUCGCCGCUUCCAGACACCACACCUCCUACUCCAACGACGAUGGGAACGCCUACGACUGGGACAACAAGGAGCUGACCAGGAGAUGGGGCCAUCGACUUCUGCAAAUGGAGACUCAGCUCUGCCAACACCGAAGUCAACACUACAACCGCAGGCUCCCGAACGCAGCAAUUCACGAGGACGCAGUCGGUCUCGUGGACGCAGCCGCUCCCGAGGUCGCAGUCAGUCACAAGGACGCAGUCACUCUCGGAGCGGACCGGAUUCAACACCGCCGCAGCAGCAAGGAAACACAAGCCUUAAAACGGCCACAGUCAAAGUGCAAGACGCACCCCCCAAGGUAAGCUGGGCCAGCAUUGUCUCCCACACAGGUCACACCACACAACCUAUAGCAACCCCAGUGAACACAGUUAGUGACGCUACCAUGCACAGCUUCAUGCAGGAGCUCCGAUCCUUACGUGCUGAGAUACAAGAACUCAAGACAGAAAACGCUAAUCUCAAAUCCCAACUUGCGGACACACAACCCAAGCAUUUACCAUCAAAUGCAGACAUCCUUCCUCACGCUCCCACAGCACUUCACACGGAUGCGAGCAAUGUUGGUCUGGGUGCCAUACUGGUGUAG
Messenger RNA from Dermacentor albipictus, 1482 nucleotides. NCBI's taxonomy places the organism in Eukaryota, Metazoa, Arthropoda, Arachnida, Ixodida, Ixodidae. The record is from RefSeq and is a predicted model, not a curated record.